This is a messenger RNA of Aspergillus uvarum CBS 121591, 1521 nucleotides long. RefSeq lists its product as uncharacterized. Lineage: Eukaryota; Fungi; Ascomycota; Eurotiomycetes; Eurotiales; Aspergillaceae. The record is from RefSeq and is a predicted model, not a curated record. Bases 1 to 1521 code for a protein of 506 amino acids. The transcript is spliced from 3 exons.
AUGCAAGGGCACAAGGGGAAUUCGCUUGAGACUAUGUCUUCUGUUCAAACAAAAACAGUGGAAGAUAUACCUUACGAAGCGCACUUCAGCACCGCGGGCAGCGACCGGAUGCCUUGCAUUAUCGAGCAGAGCACAGGCGGAUCCGCAUCUGCUGCGCACUCGGGCAGCUUCGACGAUAUGUACGAAAUCGAACCCAAGUACUGGGACGAUCUUCCCUACAUCUACCUGAGUCACCGGGCGAUCGUGGAGUUCCGCAAACGCGAAAAGGCCAUUGCCGAAGAGGCCGAACAAGAGAAGGAGAAACAAACCAGGGCAAAUCGCAAAAGACUGCGGCUACCGCACAAGUUACGCAGUCUGAAGGACUUUGCCAGGGAUGGUGGACCGGAUUUAUCUGGGAUUGGGAGUUUCGAUUGGUCUGAGUCGGCGCAAGCCUGCAAUUCGACCUCACUCUACGACGGCAACUGCCGCAACUUCCUCAAGCUCCACGGCAUCGCAGCGCGAUCGCACACUCACCACCGGCCGCGCAACGACUCUUCCUUGCAGGCACGACUCCGGGAGACUCGCCCAUCUGUCCAGCGACUGGACCGCACCGACCAAAAGGUCUGGCUCAAAGCCUGCCGCAAUUUCGGAAAGCGCCGUGCCAAGCUCAACGAUGCGCUCGACAUACUGCUGGGCGAGGCCUCCGAGACGGUCCUCACCUACGAGAGCGAGCCGAUCACCGGCCUAGACCCGCUGGUGGAAGGGAUGUUCCUGGCGCAGCCGAGCUACUUCGACUGCGGCGACUUCUACGCGCUCGACGCGGGCGGCCGGGUCGCCAACGACCUGAAGGAGUACAUCCUGCCUGCGACGGACGCGUACGGCGUGGUGCCAAACUUCUUCGUGCAGCUGCAGCUCGACGACAAUGCCGAUGAGCCCGCGGCGGAGCUGCGGGCGAUGCACUAUGGGGCCCUGGGGGCGCGCGCGGUGCAGAAGCUGCGCUUCCAUGCGCGCGCGGAUGAGGCGUGGAUGGACGAGAACGCGUACUCCAUCGUCGUCGUCGUGUUCGAAGGGUCGGUGACGAUCUAUGGGGUUUAUAUGAUGAGGUCCGAGGAUGAAUCCAGAGAGGCGGAUUAUCAGCUGACGGACCUCUAUUAUAGCCGUUUUGAUCGCGGAGUGGGUCAUUUUCGGAAGGCUGUGGCGGCGGUGCGGAACGCUAGGGACGUUGCGAAAGAGUGGAGAGAGUAUUUCAUGGAGAUGGCCACGCGGGCGCUGGAGGGCGAUUCUCACGACCUGUCGCAGGGAAGUCCGAUGUCAGUGGAUGAGACGCCGAACGACAAUCAUAGCGAGGGCCCUGGUGGGAUGGCUCGUAUACCCUCUCUGAGUGACGACCAGAGCUCAGCCAGUAGUGACGGUGCCUCCUCUGGCCUCAAAAGGCGCAGAAGUGACUACAAGCUGCAGUAUCCAAGCCUGGGCGAAGAGCUCCCACGUGUCAAGCGCCCUAGAUCUGUGAGCAGUGGCAGUGAUAGUCCGCGGUUUAGUUAG